Messenger RNA from Verruconis gallopava, 1056 nucleotides. RefSeq lists its product as uncharacterized. Gene Ontology annotation, molecular function: peptidyl-tRNA hydrolase activity. The coding region runs from base 99 to 746 and encodes 215 amino acids. Lineage: Eukaryota; Fungi; Ascomycota; Dothideomycetes; Venturiales; Sympoventuriaceae. The transcript has a single exon. The record is from RefSeq and is a predicted model, not a curated record.
CUCGAACUUCCAAAACAAAAAGACGAGCUUCGAAACCCUCAUCUUCAAAGACUUCAUCGACUGAGCAAUCCCUAUCGAGUUCACCGACCUUAUCUCCCAUGCUCACUGGGCUACUGAAAAAGGGCAAUCCGUCAAGAAUUCCCGUCUUUGUGGCCUCGCUCGGCAAUCCGAAACCAUACCUGAAUACCUUACACUCAGCUGGGCAUACGGUGCUCUCCUACAUCGCGUUAGAUCAAAAGUACGACGAAUGGCGCUCCUUCGCAGGCGGACAAAUUGCCGAUAAAAAUCAAGUACAUUUUUCGCUCCUAGGUGGCUACGCCGCCCAAGACGAUGCCCUUCUCCCUACGUUGUGGAAAUGCGGCGCGUUGAUGAACGCAUCAGGCCCGGCGGUUAAGAAGGCUUGGCUCAAAUGGAAGCAACAGAAUGGUCUUGACAAGAGCGAUGUGGCAAGACUGGUCAUCGUCCACGACGAGCUGGAAAAGGACUUAGGUGCCAUAAGCGUGAGAACAGACCCCAAAGCCAGCGCAAGGGGACACAAUGGCAUAAAGAGCGUCAUGGCCAGCCUGCCAAAUGAACGUUUCAUCAGGAUUGGCGUAGGCAUUGGUCGACCGGAUAGCAGGGAUAGGAUGACAGUGUCAAAUUAUGUCUUGCGGAAGAUGACGGCUAAGGAAGAGGUGGUAUUGGAGAAUGCCGCGAAGAGGGUACAGCAGCAGAUUGCUGAGAUCGAGGAGGGUGCUGUAGGAUGAGUCCGACACAUGGAAUAUGCAACAACGAAAAAAUAGGCCACCAGCGUAAUCGAUGCCACACGCCAUGUAUUAGUCCAAUAGACGUGCGGUCGUCGUAAAGGUCUCAGGGAUAGACAUCUUGCGUUGUCACUCGAUUGACAGCAAAGCCUUUCAAAGGCUCAAGAUGUUCGCGCUGCCUGGCAUAUGGAACGCUUGCUCAAGGCUCGGUUGCAAUGAAGAGAGGCACAGGCGAUUAAAGUAUAUCCAGAGGUUGCUCAAAAACAUAGUGUAUAAGCAUGAGUGAACAAAAAUGCUACAUUCCAUCUCCUCC